Gadus macrocephalus (Pacific cod) is the source of this 2106-nucleotide messenger RNA. RefSeq names its product phospholipid phosphatase 1-like. Gene Ontology annotation, molecular function: phosphatidate phosphatase activity. The record is from RefSeq and is a predicted model, not a curated record. Bases 475 to 1332 code for a protein of 285 amino acids. Gene Ontology annotation, biological process: signal transduction; phospholipid metabolic process; phospholipid dephosphorylation. Lineage: Eukaryota; Metazoa; Chordata; Actinopteri; Gadiformes; Gadidae. The transcript has 6 exons.
UGGCUACACACCUCUACUACGGUGCGAGUUAAAUGGGAGGAGUCAGCGCAUGGUGCGAUCCUGUGGUCCCGCUCAGCGGUCGUCGAGUCAGUAAUCCCCCAGCCGUGAUUAUCUCUAGAUGUAGAUCGACGAUACGCGGAAGGCAGAGGUAUAGUUAGUUUGAAGACAUUCGCUAUGGAGGCACGAUAGAGCAUACUUUUAUAGCGUGAUUUUAGACUAGACGUAGAACAGUAGUCUUUUCGUUCUUACUUUUACUCACAUAAAUGGGCUUUUCCAUUUUAUUUUUUUUAAAUUCGUAAAGGGAAGUAAUUAAGUAUGAGGAAGUAUAUAAGCUGACCAUGACAACAUUUGUUCGAUACUUUUGCACGCAUAGCAAGACCGGUAGACUCUAGCCUCUUCUCUGGACGAACCAUCUGCAGUCGAUCACUCGGGAAGAGGCUUUUAUUUUCCAGACAGUCUUUGAGAAGACUCAAUAUGUCGAAAGCUGGAAGGAUCCCACUCAUCUUGAUCGACAUUACCUGCCUCGCUCUGGUGGGGCUUCCCUUUUUCAUCCUUACUCCUCAACACAGCCCGUUCAAACGGGGCUUCUUCUGCAACGAUGAGAGCAUCAGGUACCCUCUCAAAGAGGAGACCAUCUCCUACCAGCUCCUGGGAGGAGUCAUGAUCCCAUUCACCUUGAUUGUGAUCGUCUGCGGCGAGUGCCUCACCGUCUACAUGUCUCGCAUCAAAGCCCAACGGGCCUGCGUCGACGGGAUGUCCUAUGUGGCGAGCAUUUACAGAGCCUUGGGGAGCUGUGUGUUUGGAGCGUUGGCCACCAUGUCGCUGACGGAUAUCGCCAAAGCCACCAUCGGUCGGCUACGCCCACACUACUUGGCUGCUUGUAAACCUGUUUGGGAAGCGAUCGACUGCAAGUCAGGAGGAUAUAUAGAGGACUUCACAUGUACUGGGGAUCCGGAACAGGAAGUCGAAGCCAGACUUUCCUUCUACUCUGGUCAUUCGUCCUUUUCGAUGUACUGCAUGCUGUUUCUGGCACUGUACAUCCAGGCCAGACUCAAGUAUGAAUGGGCCAGGUUGCUGCGCCCCACCAUCCAGUUCUUCCUGCUGGCCACGGCCAUGUAUGUGGCCCUGUCCCGUGUGUCUGAUUACAUGCACCACUGGAGUGACGUGCUCAUUGGCCUCUUGCAGGGAGCCGUGGUGGCCGUUCUCACUGUGGUCUUUGUGUCGAACUCUUUCAAACAACGCGUGUCCCCAGAGGUGGUGGAGGAGGAUAUCUCCGAAACCAGUUUACAGGAGAGCCCUUCCAAUGGGCACCACUAUGGAAGCACUGAUUGAAGCAAUGGCCUUACAGACGCAGAGGCUAGCUAGCUUAGCCGCAACUCGAUGUAAGGGUUAUUAUGGAUGUACUAAGGAACUCAAGUGGACUGUUCAUAUCUGUAAACUUAACUGCUGGCAGUUUAUGCACAAUUUUACUAUUGAUCCCCCCUGGGACUAUUCCAAAGCAAACAGGCUGUUUAUAGGGUCUUGAAUGUGUUAAGCAAUAAGCAUAGAUAUAAGAUCAAGGAUAGUGGACGUUGGAAAUUUCCUCAUUUCAUUCGAACAUGGUGAAAUGUAUUAUGCAGAACUGUACCAGUAGUUUUGUAUAUCAGUCACUACUGGUUGGCAUUGUGUUCUCUAGCUUAGUGCCCUUGCCAUGGUGGAAAUAACUACCUUUCCACACAAUAUAACGAGACACCGAGUGUAGAUCUACUCUUGAACAGGCCUGUAGAAGGCCUGGCACCUGUGACGAUGGAUAAAAUAAAAUACCCAUUAGCCAAAAAGAAUAUGGAAUAAUUUAAUUUAAUUUAAUAUUGUUUUAAUUACUAAAUCGUUUUUCUGCUGCUACUCGCAAUGUAUCUCUCACAAUCCCCCAAACCCCUCAAUCUUGUAUAUAGUAUCCCUAUGGUGGGAGAGCAAUGUUGUUUUUGUAUGUUUUUAAUGAAGCUCAAUUUUUUUCAGCUCAAAAUAAAAACAGGAUUCAAGUAAAUAUAAAAAUGUUUCAGUUUACUUUGCCAGAUCCUGCUGCCUUGACAGGCCAUAUUAAAAUAUAGACCAACCUCUAAACAUAAA